GUAUAAUUCUUCCAAAGAAAGUAAAACGCAUAAACAAACAAGCACAUAAAUAAAUAUCUUCUGAUAAGCAAGAUCAUUUAGGCUUUCAAGCCACCCUGUCAGGUUGAGGAUGUGACGAUGUGGAGGAAAAAAACAUGUAAAAGUCCACCUUUGGUGUCCUAUGUGCCACUUCCGCCACGGGCACGGGCAACUGCGCAUAAACUGAGCACCGACGGUAGCCGGAACGCGAACACUUUCUGCUGUUAAAACUAAUCUAUUCAGUGAAAUUUGAAGACAUUUAUGCCGCAGAGCUCCUUGUUAUAACUCCCCGUGGCGGGUUUGGUUUGUAUCAGCCUGGGAGCUGAGGGGGCAGGACUGCCAGGGUGUCCUUAAUGAAUGCGCCGGAGAUUGGAGUGUGAGUGGAGCUGAGGACCGGGCUGUUACUCGGACUCUGAACACACCCAAGACACAGGGGUGGUACGGGUGAACGCCAGUGUUCAGGAUAGUCUGCCUUCAGAGAGUAAAGAGACGAGGGGAGAGUUUGGGCACAUUUCUACCAGAGCGAAAUCCGCACUUUGUGGAGACGAACUUAACUGUCGCCGUCUCCUCGAUGUUUGGAGCUGCUCGGCUGAGCAAGUGAGGAGAUACGCGGGGUAACAUGGAUCUUAGAAAAGGGAUAAACGUUAGCAAACACCGCAGGGGACGCACUCAGAAGAAUGGUGAAAGUGCUGGAGAGGACAAAGCCAGGAUUCUACACACCUGUGAUUGGAUGUGAGCUUGUAGUGACCUGAGACCAUUAAAAUGGAGUUGCUAUGGAAACUUACACUGCUGCUGUCAUUGGUGGAGUGUCUGGCAGGAAGCGGAGCCCUGCUGAGACCUGUGUUCACCAAACAACCUGGCAGUGUGGUGUUUCCUCUUCAGCCUGGUGAGAAUCGCAGAGAAGUGGUGUUCAGCUGUGAGGCCCAGGGACAGCCGCCACCCUUCUACAGGUGGAAGCUAAAUGACACUUUCAUUCUGCCCAGACCGGGGUCACGUUACUCUCUCAUGGGAGGAAACUUGCACAUCAGCAGUCUGAAUAAAGAGGAAGAUGUUGGCAUCUAUCAGUGCCUGGCAUCAAACUCUUUUGGCACUAUCGUCAGCAGAGAGGCCAGUCUGCACAUUGCAUACUUGGAGAAUUUCAAGACACAGAGAAGAAAUCCAGUGAGGGUUCGUGAAGGUCAAGGAGUGGUCUUGCUGUGUGGACCACCGCCCCACUCAGGAGAGCUUACCUUCUCAUGGAUCUUCAACGAGUACCCAUGGUUCGUCGUUCAGGACACACGGCGGUUUGUGUCCCAAAAGACAGGAAACCUCUACAUUGCUAAAGUAGAGCCCUCUGAUGUGGGCAACUACACUUGUGUAGUCACCAACACAGUCACCAAAAGCAGUGUUCAAGGACCGCUGACUCCUCUAGUGCUGCGGGUUGAUGGUGUGAUGGGCGAAUACGAACCAAAGAUUGAAGUGCAGUUCCCUGAAGUCGUCCCUGUCGCUAAAAGCUCAACUGUCAAACUGGAAUGUUUUGCACUUGGAAACCCAGUGCCAAACAUCAGCUGGAGAAGAGUGGAUGGAGCCUCUUUUAGCAGGAAAGUGGACAUAAGUAAAGCCAGUGGAGUUUUAGAGAUUCCCUAUUUCCAGCAGGAGGAUGCAGGAGUAUAUGAAUGUGUGGCUGAAAACAGCAGAGGAAGAAACUCGGUUAAAGGAAAGUUGUCUUUCUAUGCUGCACCUCACUUGACUGAGAAGCCUCAGGAUGUUCAGAAGACCAUUGAUGACACUCUGGUGUGGGAAUGCAAAGCCAGUGCCAAACCCAAGCCCUCAUAUCGCUGGCUGAAAAAUGGAGAGCCUCUGGACCCCAUGGAGCAGGACAGAGUUCAGGUAAAUAACGGCGUGCUAACCAUCAGUAGCCUCAAUCUGGCUGACAUCGGCAUGUACCAGUGUGUGGCAGAGAACAAGCACGGGAGAAUCUUCACCAACGCUGAGCUCAGAGUCAUAGCCAUCGCUCCGGACUUCUCCCAGAACUUGCUAAAAGCCCAAACUUUGGGCCGACAGGGUGGUGAUGUUCUGAUUGAAUGCAAGCCAAGGAUGUCUCCACGGGGUGUGAUAUCUUGGAGGAAAGGGAAGGAAGCCCUGAGAGAGAGCCACAGAGUUACGGUGUUGGAUAAUGGAAGUCUGCGGAUUUCCAAUGUUAGUAAAAUGGACGCUGGACUCUACACAUGUGUAGCCAGAAAUCAGUUUGGAGUAGCGAGCAGUGCUGGCAGCCUUUUGGUUAAAGAGCCAACUGUAAUCACCAGUCCAGCGGGUCAUCUGGACGUGACUGUAGGUGAGAGCAUUGUGCUGCCCUGCCAGGUGUCUCAUGACCCCACGCUGGACCUCAAGUUCACAUGGUUCUUCAAUGAGCAGCUCAUCCACUUUGGAAGCCACGGGGCUUAUUUUGAAAAAGUUGGUGGGCGCUCGGCCGGUGACAUCAUGAUCCGUAAUAUUCAACUGCAGCAUGCUGGGAAAUAUACAUGUGCCGUUCAGACCAAGGUGGAUAGCGUGUCUAUUGCCACUGAUGUGGAAGUCAGAGGUCCCCCGGGGCCCCCUGUGGAUUGUCAGGUGACUGAGGUGACAGAGACCACUGUCUCUCUAUCCUGGGGACCCGGGAUAGACAAUCACAGCCCCAUCCUGAGCUACGCUAUCCAGGCCAGGACACCCUUCUCUCUUGGGUGGCAAGCUGUUACCACUGUUCCUGAGUUGCUUGGGGGGAAGCAGCUGUCAGCUACUGUCACUGACUUGAGUCCCUGGGUGGAGUACGAGUUCAGAGUCCUGGCAACCAACAGCAUAGGAACAGGAGAGCCGAGCAAACCCUCCAAAAAGGCACGCACCAAAGAAAUGCUUCCCAGGGUGACUCCAGCCAGAGUGAAUGGUGGUGGUGGAGGGCGUUCAGAGCUGGUCAUCACCUGGGAGCCUGUUCCUGAGGAGCUGCAGAGUGGACCGGGCUUUGGCUAUGUGGUGGCUUUCCGCCCGCUUGGGGCACAGGGGUGGAUGCAGGCUGCUGUCACAUCUCCAGAUGCCUCCAGAUAUGUCUUCAAGAAUGAGAGUAUCCCUCCCUUCUCCCCAUACGAAGUCAAAGUCAGGGUUUAUAACAACAAGGGAGAAGGCCCUUUUAGUUCAGUGACCACCAUCUACUCGGCAGAGGAAGAGCCCAGCAGAGCUCCAGGGAGGCUGAGGGCAAGGAGCAUAUUGGCAUCUGAGGUAGAGGUCACCUGGAAGCCGCUGGCCUGGAGUAACAACCACAGACGCAUCCUCGGCUAUGAGCUGCAAUACUGGGGUGAGAGGGAGAAGCAGGACACAGCCAGUGUAAUCAGGACAGUGGGGAAUAAAACUUCAGUACUCAUCAAGGAUCUCGAAGGCAGCAGUACCUAUUAUAUGUCUCUCCGGGCCUAUAACAGCGCUGGAGUGGGUCCACAGAGCAACAUAGUCAAUGUCACAACCAAGAAACCACCACCUAGUCAAGCCCCAGUCAAAAUAAUGUGGAACACUUCCAACUCCAAGGUCAUCCUGAAGUGGGACCAAGUACAUGCUCUGGAGAACGAGUCUGAAGUCACAGGAUAUAAGGUGAUGUACAGCCAGGACAAACACAGUCGUCCCAGUGUGGUGAAGACCAACACAACCUCCUUGGAGUUGUCACUGCCAGUCAACCAGGACUAUGUCAUUCAGAUUAAACCCUUCAGUGAGGGAGGGGAAGGCAGCAGCAGCCGCCAGAUUACCAUCCCCAAGAUAGCAGGCUCCAUAGCCACAGGGGCAGCCCCAGAGUCCUCUGCAUUUCCCUUGGUCAACCUCGCAGCCUUAAUCCUCACAGCCAGGACUGUACUAUGACAAACAUCUGCAGAAACCAGGCGCUACAGCUGCUUAUUAAGAGGAGAAACAGCAGGUCAAAGACAGCAAGAGACUGACAGCCACAUUUCCCUCUGCUCCCUACCUUACUUACCCUUUCCUCUUCAUUCUACAAAGAUCUCUUUGUGAGGAGGAGACUUUUCCUUCACCUAUCUAAAGGAGUAACUGAAAGGAGGUGGCUCUUUCAGAAGUCUCUUUUAUGGACCUGAAAGGACACCAUGACUGGGCUGCAGUCUCUUUGAAGGUCUUUAUUUUCUCUGCUUCCUUCUAACCAGUGGAUAUUCUCAUAUGGUUUUCACCUUGGAGACCCAGUGUUCUGUGUUGCACAAUAGGAUGUGUACGUGUUUUCUCCGUGGGACUGUGCAGGUUUUGUUCAAUGGAUAUGUACACUCGGUUGGCAGAUCAUUAGGCACACCUAGCUAAAAUUAAUGCAAUCUAAUACAACUGUCCUGCAAUAAAUCUUCCCUCCAUGAACGCGAUGAUGAUCAGUUUUUGUAUAAACUGUUUUAGACAGGUAUUGAUUCAGCUGUUAGAAGAUGUAUUUUGUGGUGCUGUUGAAUUCUGUUGCAUCACAUUGAAGUCUGUUUCUGUUGCUUUGGUCACUCUUCAUAUCAAUAAGGCCAGGAUAAACAGAAACAUGUCUCUGUAUAAUGUAAUACAGUUCAACAGCAGCACAAACUACAACCUCAAAAAUGAUCAGACAGUUUUAUUAACAGCUCUACAACCAUUUCAACUUGCACUAAACAUUUUCACCUUCAUAAAAGGAGGACUUACUUCAGGACGGUUGUACUAAUUUUAACUCUGUGUACCUAAUAAACUGCCAACUGAAUGUAUGCUUUGUAGUUGACUGUUCUUGGAUGGUGGUAUUUUAUCUGUCUAGGGAAGGAGGUGGUUCAAAGUACUUGCAUAGCUCAUUCUUAAAUGAGUGAAGAUAUAUUUAAACUUGAUUUAAGACAACAAAAUGGAUUGUUUUCCCUCAUCUCUCUGGACUGUCUUUGGGAAACGUCCUGAACUGAAGGAAACUGUUACUAAUCCUUGCGAAAAGCAGGGAGUUAAUCCUCAUUGCUUUAUGACAAACCAGAAAUUAAGACCACUGAAACUUUGCUUGGAUUGUGUUCAUGCUUUUAUGUUACAUCACGUUACAUUGAAACCUCAGAACUGCCAUGACACUGACUGGAACCAAAGGUAUUGAGCCACCAGGGUUCAGUUCCAUUUGUUGCAUCAUUGUGAGAAAAUGCAGCGUGUACACCUACAAUAUGACUUCCAUUGUAAACAGCAGACUUGUGUUGAUUAAUCUAUGUCUUACCUUCUGUCCUAAUCCAUGAUAGGUUUGUGAAAAAGGCGCACUGAGCAGUGUGAGCCGAAUCAUUGUACACUGUAUGUAUGAAAUCCUCAGGUCCUAAACGAGCCUUAAGUCUUAUGAUUAUUAUCCAUGUUUUUAGUAUUCAGGAAACAUGUUAUUUUCCUUCUGUGCUUAUCCAUGUCGUGUUUUGGCUCAUUCAUGCUAUAAUUUAUGAAUAACUGACCUUACUAUGGCUAUGUUGAGACUUUUCACCAUUUUAGAUCAUAGUUUUGGGCGUUUUGGGCUCAAACAUGCCUUUCUCCUUCGUCUUUCAUGAUGACCACUGUAAUAUAGUACAAGUGGCAGUGAUUGCUAAGUUUUCUAACUUGGAAAUUACAAACUAGGGAUGGUAUUUUACUGUCAGCUGCUGUUUGGCAUGAGAUUGGUCGAUGUAUGUACCUACGUGGCUUAGGAUGUCUGAUUGGAUCAAGCUGCUUUUAAUAAACAUAAUGCCAUUU
Molecule: messenger RNA, 5688 nt
Organism: Monopterus albus (swamp eel)
Lineage: Eukaryota; Metazoa; Chordata; Actinopteri; Synbranchiformes; Synbranchidae
Gene: cntn3a.1
Product: contactin 3a, tandem duplicate 1
Exons: 23
Coding region: 781-3870 (1029 amino acids)
Biological process (GO): axon guidance; cell-cell adhesion; brain development
Cellular component (GO): axon; plasma membrane
Molecular function (GO): cell-cell adhesion mediator activity
Source: RefSeq, a predicted model, not a curated record